Messenger RNA from Hypomesus transpacificus, 3256 nucleotides. It is a transcript of the gene add2, whose product is annotated as adducin 2 (beta). The coding region runs from base 319 to 2343 and encodes 674 amino acids. The record is from RefSeq and is a predicted model, not a curated record. Gene Ontology annotation, cellular component: postsynaptic density; plasma membrane; cytoskeleton. Gene Ontology annotation, molecular function: actin filament binding. NCBI's taxonomy places the organism in Eukaryota, Metazoa, Chordata, Actinopteri, Osmeriformes, Osmeridae. Gene Ontology annotation, biological process: barbed-end actin filament capping. The transcript is spliced from 15 exons.
CAUUUUGGGAGCGCUUUAUAGCGCAGGAACCACAGAGAACGGUGAAUCGGCAGGCGUGGCAAUUGGUUGGUCCAUACGCGGUCAACGGUGAAAAACAGCGGGGACGUAGAAUAAAGCCUUCAGACCCGAAACGCGUUGUAGGCUUGUCCACAGUCAAAUCAUUUAUCGAUGAUUUAGUUUUUUUUCCUUCUCAUUCUCUGCGGAUCGCGUAUUUAGUUUGUUUUUUAUUUAAGGCUGUGGGCGUUACGCGCAUCCACAAAGAAGAAGACGCGGAGAAUGCAUUGAGGUGGCGUCCCCUCCCCCAGUGAGCUGUGGAGGAUGAGCACCUCUCCCACCCCUAAGGGCACCCCGGUGCAUCUCAGCCCCAGUGAUGGGGCUCCAGAGGAGAACCCCCUCUCCCCCCAACACUCCACCCCUGGAUCCGGGCCCCUGCAUAAGAAACGAGUCUCCAGCAUCCUCCAGAGCCCAUCCUUCAGAGAGGAGCUGGAUGUGCUGAUCCAGGAGCAGAUGAAGAAAGGAGGCAGCUCCUCCAACCUCUGGGCUCUGAGGCAGAUCGCUGAUUUCAUGGCCUCUCACGGCUCCCCUGCUGCCCUGCCUGUGUCCCCUUCCACCAUGAUGAUGGUGACUCCCAUCAACGACCUGCAUGGCUGGGAGCCCAGCAGCAUGGUGAAGGGGGAGAGGCUGAUGCGCUGCAAGCUGGCCAGCGUCCACCGCCUGCUGGAUCUCUACGGCUGGGCCCAGUUCAGCCACUCCUGCCUCACUCUGCGUGUGAGUAAGGAGCAGGAGCAUUUCCUGGUGCUGCCCGAAGGCCUGGCCUAUGGUGAAGUCACUGCAUCCAGCCUGGUGAAGGUGAACGUGCUGGGGGAGGUGGUGGAGAGGGGCAGCACCUCCCUGGGGGUGGACCUGGGCCGUUUCAGCCUCCACUCCGCCAUCUACUCCACCCGGCCGGACGCCCGCUGCCUGCUGCACCUCCACACCCCCGCGACUGCCGCCGUGUCUGCCAUGAAAUGCGGCCUCCUGCCGCUGUCCCACGAGGCUUUGCUCGUGGGCGACGUGGCCUACUAUGAUUACAACGGCGUGAUGGAGGAAGAGGAGGACAGGGUGGCGCUACAGAAGAGCCUGGGCCCCACCUGCAAGGUGCUGGUGCUGAGGAACCACGGCAUCGUAGCCCUGGGGGAGUCUGUGGAGGAGGCAUUCUACACCAUCUAUCACAUCCAGGCUGCCUGUCAGAUCCAGGUGUCAGCAUUGUGCAGUGCCGGAGGAGCGGAGAACCUCAUCAUGCUGGACCGCACCACCCAGAGGCCCAACCCCACCGGGACCGUGGGCUGGGCCGGCUCCACCUUCGGGCCCCUGACCAAGACUCGCCUCGGGGAACAUGAGUUCGAGGCUCUUAUGAGGACCCUGGACAACCUGGGCUACCGCACCGGCUACGCCUACCGCUUCCCCAUCCUCCUGGAGCGCUCGCGGACACGGAGAGAGGUGGAGGUGCCCGCCACCGUCACCUCCUUCCAGUUCGAGGAGGAGGGGGGUCACCCUAUGCCCCGCCAGCACCCCUUCGCCCAGCGCCACCAGCAGGAGAAGACCCGCUGGCUCAACACGCCCAACUCAUACCUGAGGAUUAGCCCAGACCAGGCCAGCCCUGGGCAUCAGCGCACCAUGUGGCUGAAGGAGGAGAUGACCCAGGCUGGAAGCACCGCCAUCAAAAUAGAGAACCCCAACCAGUUUGUCCCUCUCUUCACCAACCCCCAGGAAGUGCUUGAGACGCGGAACAAGAUCCGACAGCAGAACCGGCAGGACAUGAAGACAGCAGGCCCCCAGUCCCAAGUGCUGGCCAGUGUCAUAACAGUGGACAGCCCACCGUCUCCAGUGGAACCUCCAAAACCUCUGGAGCCUGAGACACCGAACCCCUUUAACCAGCUGACAGACCAGGAGCUGGAGGAGUAUCGCAAGGAGGUGCAGCGAAACCAGGAGGGCCAGAUAGAAGAAGGGGAGGAGGUGGUGAACGACACAGAGACCGUUCCAGCUACCUCCCCUCCAAAGACCCCUCCCCCCUGUGACCCUCCGCCCCCAGACGAGGGAAAGACGGACUCCCCGGUUCCCAACGGCAAAGGGGAGGAGGAGAAAGAGCAGACGGAGGAGCUGGAGAAAGGGAUGAAGGCCCUGUCGACCAAUGACACCUCAGUCCCAGCUUCGACCACGCCCACUGCCCCGGCUGCCAAGCCCCCGGGCAACACCACCCCGGAGGGCUCGCCCUCCAAGUCCCCCUCCAAGAAAAAGAAGAAGUUCAAGGCGCCCUCUUUCCUGAAGAAGAGCAAGAAGCAGAAAGAGAAGGCAGAAACUUGAGGGAUGCAUACAUGGACAAACUAUUGUGACACUUGACACGCUUCUAACCACACGUGCACACAUAAACUCACGUGCACACAUGCCCAUAAGUUCUAAUGGCUCACGAUCAUGUUUUUGUUUUCACCUGCUUCCGUGAUAUCAAACCAUUUCUGAAAGAUUGUGUUUAAAUAUUUCUUGUUUUACACAUAGGAUUAGAAUCUGAUCAGGUGUUUGUCUGUCGUACCUCACUCAUUCUUCCCUCCACUAUCGUUGCAUAAAAUCUUCUUUCAAAACAUCCACAACCUUGCAAGUUGAACUAGAAUCAGCAACAUCCCUCAUUAUUUAUGCACCUAUCUCAUGCAUCAUGCACUUGACACACAUGUAUAUAAUCAUAACUGCUUCACAGCAUCAACAUAAAAAUCAUCGGCUAAUGUUUAUUGGUUUUUGAAUGUCAAAUGAAUGUCACAGAAAUGUAUUGCGAGUGCAGGUGCAGAACAGUACAUGUAGAAAAAUGCUGAUAUGCUAUGAAAUGCUCUUAAUGAACCGAACGCUGGCUCCCCUUCAACUAACUAUAGACAGCAGGGACAAAUAAAUGAUUCAUUUGAAGAAAACUAAAGCUCCCAACAUUCAACAGGCUGCUUUAAAUGUCACUAAUAUCAAGUAAAAAAAGUAUAUUGAGGAAGAAUCCUGUGCUUGUUGAUGCAAUUGAAGCCCCACCCAGAGAAGGCACGAAACAUUCCACUUUUCUCCUUUUUCUUUGAAGUGUGUAAACAAUACCUCUACAGCUGUAAUUAUUUUUAUGAUCAUUAGCUGUUCUUAAAAUGCUGAUGUGUGAUGUCUGUUGGUUUUUAAGUUAUUUUUCAUGUUAGAAUGUAAAGUGAAAGUUGCAAAAACUAUGUACCAGUCAUUAAACAUCAAGUUGAUUUUUGUCCAA